AUGAUUGUCGACGAAUAUCUGGGCUGGUCCGAGAAUUAUCAUAAGCGUGAAGAAGAUAGUUUGGAAGUCUUGGACAAGCCUUAUGAGCAGGAUGAGACGACCCGCCUCAGACUGCAGCACCAGGCCCUACUUGAUUUGGAACAGGAUGAAUGGUCGAAAUCCUUGGUGGCGAUCCUGCUCAGCUUUGGUGCAGCAGAGACCAAGCAGUUUUUUGAGCUCUUGAACGAGUAUUUCUUGCAAAGCAAGCACCGGUUACAAAUAGUUUAUCUGCUGAGCGAAUUUUUGCUGCGAAAGUACGAUAACUCGACGACACUGAUUGCAAUGUCAGUGACCAACUUAAUCAUGUUAUUGCCACGGAUAUGCACGUCAUUACCCCCGCAUUUGCCUCAGCUUUUCUACAUCUUUGCACGUGCUCUUUGUUGGGAUCAGCUGCGCGAUAUACGUCAAAAGCAAAGCAUCAUACCGCCUUCUGCAUCAUCAUCUCAGGACGAUGACGGCGAUGAUAGUUCAGCAACACCCACAGAGAAAAGUCGAAAGGCAGCUGACGGAUGGGAUUGUGCAGGUAAUAACGAUUUCCAUAUGCCUGAAGAAUUCGAUGAAGAGACGUUCAGGUCUCGCACUUUGACCCAAGUAUCACGACAUAUGCUCCAUCCCAACCUUGUUACCAUGGAUAUCGCAACCGAGUUGACAGAUAGAUCACGCUGGAUGAAGAUGGAGCCUCCUGAUGUGAUUGCUCAAAUCAUGAGUUUGGACCUGACAAACGCUGCUUCUCGAGUGGCAUUUAGCUCUGACAACAAGCAACAUCGGAGCGGUCACCAACCUGAUCUUUUGGACGAGGAAAUAUGGGCACAUACUGGGCAGGUCCCGCGCCCAUCAUCCUCGCCAUCUACCGCAUUCACCGCGGAGGAGCAACAUCACCAACAACAGCGACAAGAUACCACUACCACUCCCGGUACAUUUGCAGCUGUCAACAGUAUUCUUGAUAUGCAUCGCGCACUAAAAGGCGGUGCUGAAGUUUUAAUCGGUGAAGAUGUUUGGGUUACGACAUCCAUUGCGCACGCCUCACAUCUACCAGAUACCACUGCAAGUCCGACUCCCUCGCUCGCCAUGUCCCCUGAAACAAAAUUGCUUAUCGCUGCUCUCAAGCGUGAAGUCCUGUUGCUUCGCAACGAACUGAACUUUGAAUUGUUUGUCAAGCAGCAGCAUCUCCAGCAUAUGGGCCGUUUGCAUCGAGAGCAUGUCGUCGAUAGCUCUGUGGAAGCUGAACGACAGCGAACGUACAAUACAACCCGUAUGCUGCGCGCUCAACUCAAGGAUGCUACAAAUGCCUUAACGAAACUGAAAGCCGAAUCUGCGUUAACAAAGCAAAAGCAUAUCAAAUGGGAGGAUGAGCAACAAGGCAAAUUGCGCAGUUAUCGAGAGGCACGCAAGAAAUGGCAAGCGGAUAUGGAAGAGGCAAAGCAAAAGUUGGCAGAACAAGAGCGAACGGCUGCGGAACAACAUGCUCAACUGCUAGAAGCACAGCGGCGCGUGUUUGAAGUGGAAAGCGAGCUCAGAACUCGACAGCCUUUUUUGGAAAAAGCAGCUGAAAACGAACACCGCGUCAUGCAGCUCACAAAGCAAAUGCUUCUUUGGGAAGAGGAUUCUGCCCACUUGGAAGAGCAUAAAGGAUAUAUCAAGGGAUUGCUAUCGCAAUGGUGGAGCAUGGAAGAACUGGUCGGUAGUUUGCAGGCAGAGAACCAGCGUCUAUCAAAAGUGCAAAGGUAA
This is a messenger RNA of Zychaea mexicana, 1767 nucleotides long. RefSeq lists its product as uncharacterized. Gene Ontology annotation, biological process: negative regulation of TOR signaling; regulation of cell cycle. Lineage: Eukaryota; Fungi; Mucoromycota; Mucoromycetes; Mucorales; Lichtheimiaceae. The transcript is spliced from 8 exons. Gene Ontology annotation, cellular component: TSC1-TSC2 complex. The record is from RefSeq and is a predicted model, not a curated record. The coding region runs from base 1 to 1767 and encodes 588 amino acids.